AUGGCCGCUGAACAAACUUGGGAAGAAAUCGCUGAAUGGGAAUACGAAGAAGAAGAUAUUGAACUCGCCAAACGCAUUACUGUACAUUCUAUUCCAAAUCCUGUUUCAAUUGAUAUUGAUAAUAUCGCUGGUGAUGGCGUAGAAGACAAUGACGAGGGUGACGAGUAUCAAUUCAUUCAAAACUUUAAAGCACCCACAUACGCUGCUGCAACAAAAUGGGGUACACCGCCACAUACGAAUAAUAGCAGUAAGAAUACCAAGAAUACCGAUAAUACAAACAAUGAAAAUAGCGACUCGUCCUCUUCUUCCCCUGUUUCUCCUGUCGCCACCUUCUCAAAGAAACACAAAGCUGCGAAGAGAAUGGUGGCGCAGAACGAAAUAGCGGCUUCCGACUCAGAGACUUCUUCUGUCACCAUUAACUUUGGAGACGACGAAGCAUCCGACCUUCAUCUUGUCAAUGAAUCUCCGGGUGCGCGUUCAGCUGCACGUCGUGCAAAUGCUCAUGUCCAUAAAUUACAAGCCAAACGACUUCAAGCUCAAUUGGUUAGUACCACAGAAUUGGAAUUUUGGGAGAAUUCUGCACGCGGUGAUACAAAUCGCAAUCCACAGUUUGUGAAAUCGAAAAUCUGUAAGAAAGCCAUGAAGUAUAGUAAAGGGGACAAAAAGGAUAGAAAAGGAUUACAAAAAUUUAAAACUGAAGUUUGGUAA
Molecule: messenger RNA, 708 nt
Organism: Ambispora gerdemannii
Lineage: Eukaryota; Fungi; Glomeromycota; Glomeromycetes; Archaeosporales; Ambisporaceae
Source: the annotation of a GenBank genome assembly